AUGCACAAAUUGGGUGGUUACGAGUUUUGGGCGAGUAUUGGCUCUCCGAAAUUUGUUUGUGCUCCGAUGGUGGACCAAAGUGAAUUAGCAUUUCGAUUAUUGAUAAAAGAAUAUGGAGUGAAUCUGGCAUAUACUCCCAUGCUUCAUGGUAGAUAUUUUCAAAAUGAUAAGAAAUACCGAAAAAGGUAUUUUCAAUUUGAACCUGAACUUGAAGUGCCAGUAUUUGCUCAAUUUUGCACAAAUGAUCCAAACAUUUUUGUAAAUUGUGGAAAGUUGGCAUGGGAAAUGAGUGGAGGAAAAAUUGCAGCUAUUGAUUUGAAUUUAGGGUGUCCACAAAGAAUUGCAAAAAGAGGAAGAUAUGGGUCGUUUUUGAUGGAAGACUUUGAAUUGGUUUAUUCAAUUAUCAAUAAGGCUCAUCGAGAGCUUCCAAUACCUGUCACAGCCAAGAUUCGAAUUUUUGAAGAUUUACAAUUGACACUCAAAUAUGUGGAUACCGUUGUUUCUGCUGGAGCUCAAGUUCUUUGUGUACACGGGCGAACACGAGCACAAAAGGGGCCUUUUCAAAAUUACGCAGAUUGGAGUGUCAUUAAAGCAAUUCGAGAACAUGUUCCUCAAAUUCCAAUUAUUGCAAACGGAAAUAUUAGGACAUACCAAGAUGUCCUUGAUUGUUUGGAAUACACUGGAGCGGACGCAGUGAUGAGUGCUGACACGCUUUUAGAAAACCCAACACUUUUCAACAACGGAGAUCAUGUUCACCCGCUUGAUAUUUGCGACCGAUAUGUGAAUAUUUGUAAACAUCAUUUUCCGCCUGACCACAAUAAUAUCAAGAGACACUUAUUUCGAAUUUUGGAUCGAUCUUUAGGAGGAGCUGAAAAUAAUGAUUUGAGAAUUAUGCUUGGUAAAGCCAAGUUGUGGGAGCAUUAUCGAGAAUUUGUGGAUUAUAUUAAGGAACACCAAGGACGAUUGGAUUUUUCGAAUUACACUGUAGAUCAUGAACCAUCCAUCCGCAUUGUUCAAGACCCCGAAAACCAUCCAAUCAUUAAGAAUCCUAAUACAGAAGAUGUUGCAACCGAGAAGUGUGACAGUUGUGGGGAAGAGGCAGAAGACACGGAUUAA
Naegleria fowleri is the source of this 1116-nucleotide messenger RNA. RefSeq lists its product as uncharacterized. The coding region runs from base 1 to 1116 and encodes 371 amino acids. The record is from RefSeq and is a predicted model, not a curated record. Gene Ontology annotation, molecular function: tRNA dihydrouridine synthase activity; flavin adenine dinucleotide binding. The transcript has 4 exons. Lineage: Eukaryota; Heterolobosea; Eutetramitea; Acrasida; Naegleriidae. Gene Ontology annotation, biological process: tRNA processing.